This is a messenger RNA of Dalotia coriaria, 2423 nucleotides long. It is a transcript of the gene fat-spondin, whose product is annotated as extracellular matrix protein f-spondin. The coding region runs from base 77 to 2371 and encodes 764 amino acids. The record is from RefSeq and is a predicted model, not a curated record. Gene Ontology annotation, biological process: cell adhesion. The transcript is spliced from 7 exons. Gene Ontology annotation, molecular function: serine-type endopeptidase inhibitor activity. Lineage: Eukaryota; Metazoa; Arthropoda; Insecta; Coleoptera; Staphylinidae. Gene Ontology annotation, cellular component: extracellular matrix.
UUACAAACAGAUUUACUUUCAAACGAGCUCAGAUAGUUUCAUUCUGUUGGAGCAAACGUUGCGGGUGUUUUAAAAGAUGUUGCGUUACGCUUGGUUUAUCCUUGCGAUCGCUGUGGUAAUUCCACGUGAGGUGCAGCCAUGUCCACGUGCUCCAAGUAUUUAUCAAUCAAGAGUUAACAAAAUUCCCGGAGACAAUGGCUUCCAAAUUAAAGUCAACGACAACAAAGAUAAAUAUAAUCCCGGAAAAGUAUAUACCAUGUAUUUGAUGGGAUCACGGAGUUUUGAUAAACUUCAACAUUUUAAAAGAUUCACUAUUAAUGUAGAAAGUGCUGACGACCCGGGUAAUAUCUCUCCACAAAAAGUUGGCAGUUUUCAGUUGUUUGCUGACUCACUUACGAAAUUCAAUGAGGAUUGUGUAAACACGCUAUCAGAAUCAAAUGACUUAAAUAAAACAGAAGUAUUCUUUAUGUGGACUGCUCCCCCUCCGGGUUCCGGAUGUGUCACUUUCAGAGCAAUGAUCUUCCAAGAUUCCACGCAUUGGUACGCCGAUGAUGAGAGGUUGAGCAAAACUCUUUGUGAGUUUACAGAUAGUGAUGUUAAAUAUGAUGAAAAUGACUGCUGUGCGUGCGAUGAAGCAAAAUACAGUUUGAUAUUUGAAGGAAUCUGGUCAAAUGUGACUCAUCCAAAAGAUUUUCCAUUUACACUGUGGCUAACACAUUUCUCUGAUGUCAUUGGUGCGUCGCAUGAACGCAACUUUAGUUUUUGGGGAGAGGGCCAGUAUGCUUCUGAAGGUUUCAGAAGCUUGGCCGAAUGGGGAUCUAUUCGAUUGAUGGAAUCUGAGCUCCGAGCAAAGAGCAAAUAUUUAAGGACCAUUGUAAAAGCAGCAGGUCUUUGGUAUCCUAAAGUUAAUACUAAUACUUCUACAACGUUCAAAGUUGAUAGGAGACAUCAUUUGGUGUCUUUAGCUUCCAUGUUUGGACCUUCUCCAGAUUGGGUUGUAGGCGUUGAUGGAUUAAAUUUAUGUUUAAAGAAUUGUUCUUGGAUAGAAAAUUUGAAAGUGGAUCUGUAUCCUUAUGAUGCUGGUACGGACAGUGGCCUGACAUACAUGUCACCUAACGCGGAAACUUUACCAAGAGAAAAAAUGUAUCGUAUUACAACUAAAUAUCCGGAAGACCCUAGGGCACCAUUUUAUAAUAUGAACUCUGACACAAUGCAACCAAUGGCACGGUUUUAUUUUAAGAGAGAUAAGUUAGUGCCAAAGUCCUGUGAUGAAAACUUUUUGAAUGCACAACUGGAUAUAAGUGAAAAUACUGAGGAUACCACUAGAGCUGAGUGUGCUGUUACUGAGUAUUCAACUUGGAGUGAGUGUUCUGUCACUUGCGGAAAAGGUUUGAAGAUGCGCUCACGCGAAUACAGAAUGCCUCAGAAAGCCGCCAUGUUUGAAUGCAAUCGUCAGUUGAUCUCAAAAGAGAUGUGUGUUGCUGCUGUCGCAGAAUGUGAAGGAGGUGAAAAUCAAGAAUCAUCAGAAGAAAAGUUUGAUUUUGAUGACAAGUUAUGUGCAACUACAGAGUUUACUGAAUGGUCAGAAUGUUCGGAAACUUGUGGAAUAGGUUUCAAAACACGUUCUAGAAAGUUCAUUGAUCGCAUGGGUCGGAAAAAGUGUCCAACUGUUGCUACAGAGGAGCGUGAAAAAUGUAUGGGCCCACCAUGUUCGCAAUCCGAAGCAUCUGAUCCAAUGUGCCCAGUCACCCAAUGGAGUGAUUGGAGCCCAUGCAGCGCAUCCUGUGGCAAAGGAGUAAAAAUGCGCUCUAGAUUACUUUUAGUUGAACCAAGCCUACAAGAAAAAUGCAGUUCUCGCGUUGAAAUGAUACAGCAACGUCCUUGUGUAGAAGCUGAUGAUUGCCGAUUUGAUAUGCAAACAGCUAAAGAGGUUUGCAUGGAGGAAAGUGUCCAAGGUCCGUGCACUGGUCACUUCAAUCGAUAUUAUUUUGAAUCCAGUAAAAUGAUGUGUGUACCUUUUGUGUACGGAGGUUGCAGAGGCAACAAGAACAAUUUCUUAACUGUUGCUGAAUGCGACAAUGUUUGUGGUGUAGUUAGGAAUAUCCUCAAGGGAAUGCCACCACCUUCCCAAGAUUUUAAUUCUUUUGCAAAUCCUGCUGUUCUAUCAUCAUCUGCGGUACAAGGUCACAACUUAGAAUCAGUGGACUGUAUGAUGUCCGAAUGGUCCCCUUAUGGAUUAUGUUCUCAAUCAUGUGGUCUUGCUUACGCUGAACGUUUCCGUAUGAUUAAACGUGAGCCACAAAAUGGUGGAAAGGCAUGUCCGAAGCGCUUAACUUCACGUAGGCGUUGUCUCGGAUUACCUCCAUGUUAAAUAUGACAACUGUUGUAAAAGUUAUAAAGAUAUUAAAAAUACAACCCACGCA